Molecule: messenger RNA, 885 nt
Organism: Rosa chinensis
Lineage: Eukaryota; Viridiplantae; Streptophyta; Magnoliopsida; Rosales; Rosaceae
Product: AP-1 complex subunit sigma-1
Exons: 7
Coding region: 161-646 (161 amino acids)
Biological process (GO): intracellular protein transport; vesicle-mediated transport
Cellular component (GO): intracellular membrane-bounded organelle; membrane coat; AP-1 adaptor complex
Molecular function (GO): clathrin-cargo adaptor activity
Source: RefSeq, a predicted model, not a curated record
AAUUUCUGACCCAUAAAACAGGAAGACAUUUAUUCAAAAAAUUUCAUUCAGCGUUAAAUCGAAGAGGAACCAAACCAGAGCUCCAGUCUGGUUUCGCUUCAAGCUUCAAGCUGUGAAGAGAGAGAGAGUAGAGCAGUCGAUCGCCUCAAAGAACGCCGCUAUGAUUCAGUUUGUGCUUCUGAUAAGUAGGCAAGGAAAAGUGAGGUUGACUAAGUGGUACUCGCCAUAUACCCAAAAGGAAAGAACAAAGGUGCUUCGCGAGCUCAGUGGGGUGAUCCUUGCGCGAGGUCCCAAGCUCUGCAAUUUUGUGGAGUGGAGAGAAUACAAAGUUGUUUAUAAGAGAUAUGCUAGUCUCUAUUUCUGUAUGUGUAUCGAUCAAGAUGAUAAUGAACUAGAGGUCCUUGAGAUUAUUCAUCAUUUUGUGGAAAUUCUAGACCGAUACUUUGGCAGUGUAUGUGAAUUGGAUUUGAUCUUUAACUUCCACAAGGCCUACUAUAUACUGGAUGAACUUUUGAUUGCUGGUGAACUCCAAGAGUCGAGCAAGAAAACGGUUGCACGGUUGAUAGCAGCACAGGAUUCUUUGGUGGAGACUGCAAAAGAGCAGGCUAGUUCAAUAAGUAAUAUGAUUGCGCAGGCCACCAAGUAAUGAAGAACAAGCAUAUAUCGUCACCUGUUGUAUUAUUAAUUCAAAUUGAAGUGGUUUGUAUUAAUAUGAUCAUUAUUUUGCACUUCCUUUUCAGACUGAUGAGCAUUUCUUUUGGUUAUUUGUGUUUUUACAAAGAUUGUACACAACAUUACUAUGCCGGUACGUUUAACUUGUCUUGUGUAACUUAAUACAUUGGCAUUCUUUCAUAUGAGUACAUGUCCAGAUGCUUUGCAAGUGAA